GCUGUGACGGCAGCGCGGUGCGUCGGGUUGCGGGAGUUGGCGCGAAGGUGGGGGUGCGGGAGGCAUGGAACUGGAGGCGUCCCGCUAGCCAGAUAAACCGCUGCCGGCAGCAUGGAUAUCCGGAGAUUCUUUGGGGUUGUACCUCCUGGAAAACGACAAGAAUGUGAGACUGUGAAAAAGAAUGAGAAAGUUAAAAAUGGUGAAGAACCUCUGAGUGGGAAGAAAAAGGGAAAGGAGACCAAGGUGAAUAAUUCACCCAGUGAAGAUGACUGGAAACCAAAGCGGAUAAACAAGAAAAGAAGAAUAAUCUAUGAUUCAGACUCAGAAGAGGAGGUGCAGCCAGUGCAAAAAUCCAAGAAGCCACCUGAGAUAAAAGCAGCUGCUCCAAAACUUGGUAAAGUUUUAAAGCGGGAUCCUGUUGUUUAUAUUUCGGAGACAGAUGAAGAAGAUGAUUUUGUCGGUAAAAGAAUUUCCCUGAAGCCCAAGGAAAACAGGACAGCGGCGAUUGCUUGUCCAGAAACAGCUGCAGUGAAAAAGGAAGAAGUCAAACCACAACCUAAAAGCAAACCAGUAUCUCCAGUGAAACAGACUCCUACCUCAGCACUGGAUUACUUUGGGACAAGUAGUGUCCAGCGAUCAGAAAAGAAACUGGUAUCCAGUAAAAGGAAAGAACCUUCACAAAGCAGAGACAGCACACUAGAUGAUGAGGCCAUUGCUAGGCAACUGCAGAUUGAAGAGGACUCAGAGUUGGAGAGACAGCUGCAUGAGGAUGAAGAAUUUGCUAAAACUUUGGCCAUGUUGGAUGAAACACCCCAGAAGAAAAAGGCUCGGAGAGAUUCAGGAGGGGAGCAGACAGUGCUGAGCAUCAAGAGCAGUCCCAGUGAGACAAACAGACGCAAGCAGACAGAAGGAGGCAAAGCAGCAAACUUGACAGGUGAAGCAGAGGAUUGCAGUCCAAAGCAACAAACGAAGCCUGAACAAUCCAAGGGCUCUCGUUCAUCCCCACAAUCUGCUGGUAAAACAGCAAGAGAGUCGACAGAUAAGCCCUUGCCUUUGAAACCCAGCUCUAAGCUGGUGUCUCUGAAACAGAAAGCAGAGACUGCUGAACAGGAAACAGGAGCUCAAAGUUCAUUAUCUAAAGAAAAAGCUGCUUCAGGGAAAGAAGAGAGGACAACACCAAAGAAGGAGAAAAUUUCUCCAAAGAAGGAGAAAAUUUCUCCCAAGAAGGCUGAGUCUGUAAGUCCUGAAGACUCUGAAAAGAAGCGAAGCAAUUAUGAAGCCUACCGAAGCUUCCUUAAUCGUGAGGGGCCAAAAGCUCUGGGUUCCAAAGAGAUACCUCAGGGAGCUGAAAACUGCUUGGAAGGCCUGACCUUUGUCAUUACAGGCGUUCUGGAGUGUAUUGAGAGAGAUGAGGCCAAGUCUCUGAUCGAGCGGUACGGAGGCAAAGUAACUGGCAACGUCAGCAAGAAGACAAACUAUCUGGUCAUGGGGCGAGACUGUGGCCAGGCGAAGUGUGAAAAGGCAUCAGCUUUAGGGACAAAAGUUAUUGAUGAGGAUGGGCUGUUUGACCUUAUUCGAACGAUGCCAGGCAAGAAGUCCAAAUAUGAGCUGGCAGCUGAAACAGAGGCAAAGAAAGUAGAAUCAAGACCUAAAAGGACACCACAGAAAGCUGUAGCUGGAAAGAAAAAUUCGAGCCCCUUAAAAAGGGAAGCCAAUAAUAAAAAGUUAAAGUCUUCUCCUGAAAAAGGAGAUACUGACAAAUCUGUCAAGAAGGAAACCACUGCUGUUCGAAAGCUGAUGGACUUCAAAUGGCAGGCUGGAGAGAAGGAAGAAGCCACCAAACCCAAGGAGAACUUGGAUUCUGAGACAAAUGAAGGAACAGAGAGAUUGCUAUGGGUAGAUAAAUACAAGCCUGUGUCUCUUAAGGCAAUAAUUGGACAGCAGGGUGAGCAAAGCUGUGCCAACAAACUGCUCCGAUGGCUCAGGAAUUGGCACAAGAAUUCCUCGGAAGAUGCACAAGCAAAGAGCAGUAAAACUGGAGGCAAAGAUGAUGGUACUGGUUUUAAAGCAGCAUUACUUUCUGGUCCUCCUGGAGUUGGUAAAACUACUACAGCUUCUUUGGUUUGUAAGGAGCUGGGGUACAGCUAUGUGGAGCUGAAUGCCAGUGACACUCGCAGUAAGAGCAGCCUCAAGGAAGUAGUUGCUGAGUCUCUGAACAACACCAGCAUCAAAGACUUCUGCUCUGGCACAUCCUCAUCAGUUAGCGGGAAGCAUGUAUUGAUCAUGGAUGAAGUGGAUGGUAUGGCAGGCAAUGAAGACAGAGGAGGGAUUCAGGAGCUGAUUGGUUUGAUUAGGCACACAAAGAUCCCCAUCAUCUGCAUGUGUAAUGAUCGAAACCAUCCCAAAAUGCGUUCCUUGGUCCACUACUGCUUUGAUCUUCGCUUCCAGAGACCUCGUCUAGAGCAGAUCAAGGGGGCCAUGAUGUCUAUUGCUUUUAAAGAAGGCUUAAAAAUUCCACCACCUGCUAUGCAAGAGAUCAUCCUGGCAGCAAAUCAGGAUAUCAGACAGGUUUUACAUAACCUUAACAUGUGGUGUGCAAAAGAUAAAUCACUGACUUACGAUGAGGCUAAAACAGAUGCCAGCAGAGCCAAAAAGGAUAUCAGACUGGGACCUUUUGAUGUUGUUCGGAAGGUUUUUGCUACAGGAGAAGAAACUUCUCGUAUGUCUCUCAUGGACAAGUCAGAUCUCUUCUUCCACGAUUAUUCCCUAGCACCUCUCUUUGUCCAGGAGAACUAUGUACAUGUGAAACCAGCUGCUGCUGGAGGAAACCUGAAGAAGCACUUGAUGCUCUUGAGCAGAACAGCUGAUAGUAUAUGUGAUGGUGAUCUAGUGGACAGACAGAUUCGUAGCAAGCAAACCUGGAACCUUCUUCCAACACAGGCUAUUUAUGCAAGUGUUCUCCCUGGGGAGCUGAUGAGAGGUUACAUGUCCCAGUUUCCUGUCUUUCCCAGCUGGCUGGGGAAAUUUUCAUCUGCAGGCAAACACGACCGAAUCAUUCAGGAAUUGGCGAUGCACAUGAGCCUCAGGACCCAGACCUGCAAGAGGACAGUGAACAUGGAGUAUUUGCCGUACUUGCGGGAUGCACUUGUCCAGCCCUUGAAGGACCUUGGAGCAGAUGGUGUACAAGAAGCUAUAGCAUUCAUGGACUCCUACUGCUUGAUGAAAGAAGAUAUUGAAAAUAUCAUGGAAAUCAGCACGUGGGGAGGCAACCCCAGCCCUUUUUCAAAGCUGGAUCCCAAGGUCAAAGCAGCUUUCACACGUGCCUACAACAAAGAGGCUCAUCUGACUCCUUAUUCCCUGAACUCUGUCAAGACAACCAGGAGGCAGUCAGCAUCUGCCAUGGCCUUUGAACUGAGUGAAGACCUGAAUGUGGAAGAGAACAAAUCUGAUGAGGAUGAGCAAGAUACUGUUGAAAGUGAUGCAAUGAUUAAGCAAAAAAAGGCAAAGCCUUCCAAGCCACCAAAGAGAGAGAAAACUGAAGAAACAACAAAAAAAGAAGGGAAAAGGAAAGAGAAAACAAGACAUUAAGCAGCAUAAAAUCUUGCUCUGGAUGCAGCUUUGCUGAUCUGAACAGGAGAUGGAUCCAGUGCUGGAGCCUGGAAUGUAGACCCAGUGCAUUGAAAUGCUCCUCUUAAGAGGUGAUGUAGCUGCUGUACUCUCACUCUGUGCCCUGCUGUACUUACUCUUAACCUGCUACAAGGUUCCAAGCCCUAACUAUCCUUGUGCAGCAGACACCAGGUGCAUAAACAGGGUGCAAAUGGGAUGCUUAGUUACUGGGCAUUUAUGCAGAGUCUUCCUAGGACUUCACUGCUUUCUUUGUUUUUUUAAUAAAUCCGCUGAUGUUGUAUGGUGAACUCUUGUAAAUAGCAGGUGGUGCACCCCCCACCCUGACCUGCAUAUUUGUACAUUCUAGAAAUCAAGUGGUGUAUAAAAUGACAAUAAAACACUUCAUAGGACUCUUCUGAAAGGUUUGCUGAGGUCACACAGUGUUCUGUCUCUCCU
Messenger RNA from Dryobates pubescens (Downy woodpecker), 4062 nucleotides. RefSeq names its product replication factor C subunit 1 (gene RFC1). Gene Ontology annotation, molecular function: DNA binding; DNA clamp unloader activity; ATP binding. NCBI's taxonomy places the organism in Eukaryota, Metazoa, Chordata, Aves, Piciformes, Picidae. Gene Ontology annotation, cellular component: nucleus; DNA replication factor C complex. The transcript has 25 exons. Bases 112 to 3588 code for a protein of 1158 amino acids. The record is from RefSeq and is a predicted model, not a curated record. Gene Ontology annotation, biological process: DNA repair; DNA replication.